Pimephales promelas (fathead minnow) is the source of this 1432-nucleotide messenger RNA. Lineage: Eukaryota; Metazoa; Chordata; Actinopteri; Cypriniformes; Leuciscidae. The record is from RefSeq and is a predicted model, not a curated record.
CAGAUACAUCUUAAACCACCGAAUGAGCGCUUCUAAUAAACAUAUUUUCUCUUCAUUGACGCAAUUUUGUUCUGUGUGAGGAGUUUUUGUGAAGAUGUGGGCGAAUCAAAACCAGAAACCAAACGCAGGCUGUCUCUCCGUGCCUCUGUUUAAUCAAAGGAAGAGGACCAGGCUGCCUUUGACAUCUAAUCCCUCUGACAGUGAGCUCUUCACUGCCAACCACUACAAUGAGAGACAAUCCUCCUCCUCCUCCUCCUCCUCUGCUCUUCCCAGUCAGAGUGGUCAAUGGAACCAGCCAGCCUAUCUUUCACCUCAGCAAGCCAGCAUGAGAUCAGCUGCUUCACCUGGUGUGGCAGGACGAGGAUAUUCACCUUUACCUCACCCAAAAAAACCUGUCUAUGCCCGGCCUCCAGUGAGACAGGAUUCAUUGCCAGCAUUUGGAUCCCAGCUUCAUGGUGGCUUUCCCAGCAGCAGCUCAGCGUCGUUGGGCCAGCCCACAUGGUCCAGCGGCGUUCAGAAUCAACAGUCGUUUAAUAGACUAGCAAAUUCUCCCAGAAUGCCGUACCGUCCCCAACAGUGUACACCCACAGGAGGAAGCACUCAGAGCCCUGGAGCUCAGAGUCAGAGCGGGAAGUGGAAGUUCAGACCUGUUGGACAGUCAACCAGUGAAAUGUGGGCAAAAGAAAAGAUGGACAGCUCAAGUGUCCAAACCACCCCUCAGAAGCAGAAGCCCCCUCGUGAGGUAUCGCUGCGUCUUAUUUCUUCUGUUAUUGAAGGAAUGAAGCACUGGAGCCAGUAUAAGGACAGAGUACCAAUGCUGUUUGAGAUCUUUGCCACACUGGACUCUGCAGUUACAGUUGGGGAACAUGGAACCAAGAAAUUCCUCAUGAGGGAUGGGAAAGAGGUCGUCCAGUGCCUUUACUAUGAAGUUGAUCAGAUUCUGCCCAGACUGAUCAGAGGUCAGGUGCAUCGCUGCGUCGGAAACUACGACAGGAAAAAGGACACAAUGACUUGUGUGUCAGUUCGAGCUGCUUCACUGUCAGAGCAAAGGAAUGCGCAGGAGGCUGUGAGAGCGUCAGAUGCAGCGAUGAGGGCUGUGGUGCUGGCUCUCAGUGAAAUCUGAUGGGGAUCGAGUGAGUAACAUAAGCACAGACUUUUACUGAAGUUAGGGUUGGUUCUGUUUUGUGAAUUAGUUCAAUAAGAGAUGAUCUUCAAAUAUUGAAGAUAAAACAGGAUCACAGUAAAUCUGUGAUCUGUCUUGGAAGAUUUUGAUUCUGUAUGCGAUGAAUGAAUGUUACUUUGCAUUGUUCUGAGCUAUGAUUUAGAUGCAUUUAUGAUAUUUGAGUUAUUGAGAAAACAUUUUGUUCUAAUUUUUGCUUAUAUAAUCUCGAAUUAUUAUAAUUGAGAAGCAUUUCGAAUAUUUUAGUUCUAA